Molecule: messenger RNA, 6309 nt
Organism: Larimichthys crocea (large yellow croaker)
Lineage: Eukaryota; Metazoa; Chordata; Actinopteri; Sciaenidae
Product: ras and Rab interactor 2
Exons: 13
Coding region: 406-3753 (1115 amino acids)
Biological process (GO): vesicle-mediated transport; signal transduction
Cellular component (GO): cytosol; endocytic vesicle
Molecular function (GO): small GTPase binding; guanyl-nucleotide exchange factor activity
Source: RefSeq, a predicted model, not a curated record
GCACACUCAGUUGUUUUCCUCACUCGAAACUUUGAGAAACACUCAUUAAGUGUCACAGCUUGUUAUACACGAAGCCCCCUCGACAUGGACAUAUGAUGAAACUGACAUAUUCAACAAGUCGUCGGAGAAGCCGCAUUUUGUUUUUCCACACCGGGACAACGCUCACUCCGUGAGAGGAAUCCAGCGGGACGUGUUGUUCAAGUUAUCAUAACCACCUGUUGUGCGACGUCAGUGUUCGCUCAGCCCCUGAGAGCGAAGGCAUCACGGUCCCAGUAUGUGGACACAUCCCGAGAAUACUGUGGAGCUACUACAGGACUACAGAAGGACUACAGAGCCAAAUAAACAUACAUAUCCAUACAUACCAACAGCUCAGCAGAGACAGACAGAGAAAGCUCUACAGACAACAUGUCCAUCAGUCCAUCUCGCAAGCAGGAGAGGAAAGGCAGUUUCUUCAAGCUGAUCGACUCAUUUGCCUGGGAAAUCGGCACACUGAAGAAGGAAAUGGGAAAUAAAACUGAACCUGCAGAAGGAGACCACAACACAGACACACUCCUCGGGCUGGGGGAAGAGGUGGGAGGUCUCUUUCUGCAGGCGUCGCCUUGUGCUGGAAUGGGAGCAGGGCCGGCCGGAGCGAGAGAUUCAGGCUACGACUCCCUCCAUCGGCGGCUCAGCGUUCUGGACAGACUGGUGCAUACACAUGCUGUGUGGCUACAGCUGGGCCUCAGCCGCCACAACGCCACCCGUAUACUGCAGAGCCAACCCACUGGGACAUUUGUGGUCAGGAAGUCGAGCAGCCUGCAGAAGAAAGUCAUUUCUCUGCGUAUGGACAAAGACUCUGCAGUUCCCGUCAAAGACUUCCCUGUGAAGGAGAGCCAGUACACUUUCUCCUUGGAGGGAUCAGGCCUGAGCUUCGCAGACCUUUUCCGUCUGGUGGCUUUCUGCUGCAUCAGCAGGGAUGUGUUGCCCUUCACUCUGAAGCUCCCAGAGGCCAUUGCUUCAGCCAGAACAUCUGCUGAUCUUGAGGAGGUCGCUAAACUUGGAGCAGGCUUCUGGGAAGGCAAUCAGUUGUGCCACAAGACGAAGGGCUCAGUCUCAGGAAUAGGUGCUCCCGACAGACCACCUCCACCUUCCCAGAGCACAGUCUCCUUGGCAACCACCCCAGGAUACCCUCAGCUUCGAACUCGCACACCAUCUGAGCUUGAUUGUUGCCAGUCUAAUGGAGCUCUUUGCUUCAUCAACCCCCUCUUCAUAAAGGUUCACCAACCAGACGGAGACACCGCUUCAGGUUCCUCAGGCACAACAAAGCAAGGCCUGAGGGAGGAACCUGUUAGAAGCAACCUAGAUACUGACAACAAGGACACUCAACGCUCUGACGACUGUAGCUCAGAUCACAGUGACAGCAGCCAGGCACGUCAAAGCAACCUGCAGAGCCUUGGCAGAAACACCGGGCUACAGGACGAUAACAGUGAAUCCAGCAACAGCAGCAGUCAGAAGCUGAGCACUGCAGACAGUGUGUCACGGUCCCCCCCUCCGCGCCCACCACCACCUCACUUUACGUCACGGCGCUCUGCCCGUCCUCUCCGACAGCGCAGUAUGCCGGAGAAGAUCUCUUGGAUCAAUGUCCCCAAGGAGAAGGUGGAGGAGAGGGAAAGGGAGAGGGAGAGGGGGAGCAGCCUCCUUUCUCGCCUUGGCUCUUCGCUAAGCAUCAGCCCCUCAUCCUCACCUCCCAAGAGACUCAGCAUCAGCUCCCCCAUAUCGAUCCCUCGGCCCUCCCUGCCGAUCUCUCUAUCAUCUCUCUCCUCCUCCCCACGUCGGGUAAAAGCCUCACCAUCAUCCAGUCAGGAGGAUGCCCAGUGCCACUUGGCGCUAGAGGAACAGACUAUUGAGAAGGCCCUUAAAAGGGCAAAACUGCGUAAUACUAGCAGAACCUCUGACCAGGACUCGAGCAGUCCUCCAGACCCUUCACUGACAACAAGCAAACCGUCAGUUGUAGCAGGAGAAGAAGAAGAAGCAGUCAAGCAAUGCGGUAGCGGUGGCCAGCGGCUGAGCGACAUGAGCAUUUCCACAGAUUCCUCAGACUCUCUGGAUUUCUCCCAGUCCUCGGCCUUCUUCCUUCCUCCUCUGCAUGACCCCAGCCCCCCCACUGUGGCUGACUUCAACACCCACCUCCCCCUCUCCCUCCCACCUCCCCACCUGCCUUACUGCAGCAUGGAGGAGGAUGACGACGAUGAAGAUGACGAGGACGAGGAGGAGCCCGACUAUGGCGUCAGUCUCGAGAGUGACCAGGACCAAGACCAGGACCUGACCAUGGUGCCACCGGGACACCGCACAAAGCGGCGCCCCAGCGCCAGCGCUCUGGUGCUGCAGAAGGCCCUGCGAGGACAGCUGCGCAAGAUGAGCGGCGUUUUCAACUCGCUGCUGACACCGGAGAAGAGGGCGAUCCGCAGGGUGGUGGAGCUGUCCAGGGAUAAAGGCUCGUAUUUUGGCUGCCUGGUGCAGGACUACCUCAGCUACAUGGGCGAGGGGGCAGGCACCCAGGCUUGGCAGGGCUACGCCUCUGGACUGGAGCUUCUGCAGACUCUGCGCCAGUUCAUCACUCAGAUGAAGAGCUACCUGCGACAGAGCUCUGAGCUGGAGCCUCCAAUUGAGAGCCUCAUUCCAGAAGACCAGAUUGACCGGGUCCUGGAAAAGGCCAUGCACAAGUGUGUCCUGAAGUCCCUCAAACCAGUGGUGAGCGUGGCCCUGCAGGAGUUCCAGGUACGCAGUGGCGAGUGGCAGGAGCUGAAGGAGAACCUGUCAUUGGCCAAGGCCAGGCCUCCGCAGGAAAUGGGAGUGGCCGACACACUGCCCCCAGACCCCAUGGCCAUAGAGAAGAUCAAGCAUAAGUUCCUCACCAUGAGCAAACUGUACUCCCCUGAGAAGAAGGUCACCAUGCUGCUGAGAGUCUGCAAACUCAUCUACACCAUCAUGGAGGACAAUUCAGGUCGUCUGUACGGUGCUGAUGACUUCCUGCCCAUGCUGACCUACGUGCUGGCCCAGUGCGACAUGCCGCAGCUGGACAAUGAGAUACUUUACAUGAUGGAGCUGCUGGACCCAUCACUGCUUCACGGAGAAGGUGGUUACUAUCUGACCAGCGCCUAUGGGGCUAUGUCCCUGAUCAGAAACAUCCAGGAGGAGCAGGCAGCCAGAGUGCUGAGCUCUGAAACCAGGGACACACUCCACCAGUGGCACCGCCGGCGUACCACCCAGCGCUCUGCCCCAUCCUUUGAUGACUUCCAGAAUUACCUACGGGUGGCGCUGCAGGAGCUGGACAGUGGCUGCACAGCCAAGACUCUGCAGGUCCGACCUUAUGCCACCGUGGAGGAGGUGUGUCAGCUGUGUGCCCACAAGUUUAAAGUGUCAGACCCUGAGAACUACAGCCUGUUCCUGGUGGUGGAGGGCAGCAGCCAGCAGCUGGCACCUGACACCCACCCCCAAAAGAUCAAGGCUGAGCUCCACAGCCGCUCGCAGGCCACUCCCUUCCACUUUGUGUUCCGCCGCGUGGCCAACCUCAAGACCUCGUCGUCACCAGCUCCCCCGAAUCCUACACUCAACCUCAACGACCUCACUGUGACCUCCGACAGCCAGGCCAACCUGAAUGACCUCAGCAUGGACCCAUCGGCCCCCUCUGCCCAGCCCAGUCUUAGCUUGAGUCCUACUCUGAGCCUCAGCCUGCCACCCAGCCACCUCAAUGGAAACUCCAUAUCGAUAUGACUGUAGCAGGGGGACUCACUGACAGUCUGAACAGGGUCUUUGUCUCCCAGCUGUGACAGUGUCGCCCGUCAUCUCCAACAAACAAGGUUCCGUGAGACUGAAAAGGGUCAGCAUGUUGACAGAGUUCAACUGGGCAAGAUGCUGUGUCGUGCCAGUCCUUACAAAGCCUGACUUCUCCUUUUGGACGACACAUUUCCUCUCGCUGGAAAGUUUUGUCUGACAGACAUGGGUGAAAGAGGAAAAGAGGAAAGCAGGGAAGGAAGUGAGAGAGAUGGAGUUUUUUUGUUUUUAACUUCCUUGGCAUCAGAGCAACUUGCUGAACACAAGUCUAAACACACUUCAGGUAGAGAUGUUGGAGAUACUGUAAAGACCACAUGAACUAAAAUGUGUUCCCACUCCUGCAUUAUUGCUGCAGGUGCUGAUUCAGGGUAAGCUGUUCUUGUUGUUACCUUUAGGGUACAUAGAGGGAAAUCAGAUCUCAGACAUAUGAGAGACUAAUCUUUGAUCAAUCACUUUAAACAUACAACAGAUUUUUUUAGGUGAUAGAUGUAAGUUUGAUUUACUUGUUACAGUUGCUGGUAAACUGUGUUUUUAUGCUGUUUGUGUUUUGAAACUGUUAAUCCUUCAGAUUGUUGGGAUGUUUUCGUGGGUGUUGCUGACACCUAGUGGCGACUAGUGCACACAGCAAUGUAAGAUUCUCCAAGCGGUCAACAUUUAUGGAAGCGGGACAAAUUCAUUAGAAACAAAUGCAAGAGGAAGUCAGCUGUAAGGCUAGAUGAAAACGUCUAUAUAAUGUUAAAAAAAAACAAAAAAACGACAACUAUAAAGAGCCCCAUUGUGCAACUUUUUCUGGACUGACUCAGUGAUGCUGUAGCUGCUGGCUUGUGGUUUGGUGUUACACAUGUGGUGUGUUUUUCAAAUAUUUUCAGAGUUCUGUUGGAAGCAGAACAUGAUUCGCCUCUGAGGGGCAGUAUACCUUACUCUACACAUUAAAAGAAGACCUGUACUGAACCACAACAAACUAGCAAACCGAAUUAACCGAACCAUAAAAAACACACCAGACAUUUUGUCUUUUUUUUAAUCCACACAGUCUUGACACCUACAUUACCCACAAUGCAACUCGACCACUGAAAUUUUCCAUCAUAGAUUGGGAUGUGUUUUGCUAGUAGUAGCUAAUGUCUCCUCAAGCAGAGAGGAAGAACAGGCUACAAGGUGUGGUGACAUCUCUAACUUCAUGACUCCAGAGUUUUUGUAGUCUUCAGCAUCAACCAACACUGACUCAUGUGACAUCACUUGAGUCAAUUUGUCAGCCUUCACACAAAAGCAGCAGUACUUUCCAAGAUCCGGAAACACACGCUGAUGUGCCAAGACUUUGUCUUUUUCUUUGUAGACUUGCUGAUAUAUCAGAGGCUCCUUUUCUGUGUUGACUUGAAACUGGAAGAGAAUCUAAAGAUAGUGAAUCUCUGUCAGAUCUUUGCUGUGGCUCCAUCACUGUUUGAUGAGCCUCUGGCUUUUCCCUUCUGUCUUCGACAUGCAGCAUUUCCUGUGCAUCAAAGCUGCAUAUCUGCAGGUAGAUCCCAACAUUAUCGUCAGGGCGUAUAAUAUACAUAAUGCCUCAUUUUGAUAUGAUAAUCUUAAGGAUUAACAUUUUAAACUUUGUGCAUGUAGUUUGUUUAAUGUUAGAAACAGGCAGGUCUGCCAGUGUUCAAAAAAUGUAACAUUCAUUUAUAUAUUUACUGAUUAUCCUGGUGAUAUGAAAGAUACUGUAUCAUAGCUGAUAGAUAUUGUUUUUUUAAGGGCAUCCUUUUCAUUCAGAUUGAUAAUAUGUGACUGAGGAGCAACUGCGGCUGGCUGCCGUCUUCUAAUUCUAGAAGUCUCUGUAAUACUGACAAACGUUAAAGGUUUUUAAUCCUGGUGGGAUACGUGGGCUUUAAAGCUGGUCUGAGGUCACACAGUGAAACGUAGAGAAAGACAAUGUGCAAGAAGAUAUGUGCAGGUACAGCGGACAAGGAGGGGGAAUGUUACUGAGAUGGGCGCACUCUGCAAUCCAGUCUACAUCAGUAUUGAGUUUGGUACUGUCAGUCAAAUACUUGAAAUUUUUUGUGAAUUUCUAAGGUUCCAGUAGUCAGAAAGUCAAAUAGAUAUGCUGUUUAUUUACCGAGCGUAUUGAAGUAUAACACUCCAUCCUUUCCUGUUUUACAUUGAUGAGAUGUGUGAGGCGAGGUGAGCACAGAGGGGACUGAAAAGUGAUGCAGCUGAAGGAAACCUGAGACCUGUCGGAGGCAGUCGAGUAGCAUUAAUGUCAUGUAUCAUCUGUAUGUAACCUGUACAUAGCUCACCAUGUUUAUCUAGUUUGAGUUGUCUCAUACUGCCAUGUUAUUGGUGAUCUAACUUCACUUCUUUGAUAAAGCAAAGUGAGUAUUUAUGUGUCUCUGUGCGGGGAUUUUUCACAGACGGCUUUUCCAUAUCUAUAAUAUUCUAUAUGGUGUCAAAAAACAUCUGUCAUUGAAUGAUGUCAUAAAUAUUCUUUUGCACUUAAUAAAUGUUUAAAAUGGA